This is a messenger RNA of Salvelinus namaycush (lake trout), 3370 nucleotides long. RefSeq names its product zinc finger CCCH domain-containing protein 3-like. The transcript is spliced from 12 exons. The coding region runs from base 32 to 3076 and encodes 1014 amino acids. The record is from RefSeq and is a predicted model, not a curated record. Gene Ontology annotation, cellular component: nucleus. Gene Ontology annotation, molecular function: metal ion binding. NCBI's taxonomy places the organism in Eukaryota, Metazoa, Chordata, Actinopteri, Salmoniformes, Salmonidae.
UGAUGACGUUUGAGUUUAGGACAUAAACAACAUGGACGAGAGAGAAGCGCUGAAAAGGCAAAUCGAUCUGUUGCAAAAUCUCAUCAAUAACCAUAGAAGUAUCCAUGGUGAUGCCCCUUCUUGUUCUGGCCAGCAGUGGCACCCAGCGAGACCACCAGCCCGAGGCAGGAGUCCCAGCUCAUUUUUCAGCCCUGCAUUCUCCUCGCGUGGUGGGCCUCACCCCUCUCAACCCACAAGACACUGGAGGAAGAGCUUCACCUUCAGUAGCAAGACCAGCUCAUCCCAGCACAGUAGACCUACUACACAGACUGCCAAGCCCUCUCUAGAGCAGCAGGGUAGACCAAUACAGAUUACCAAGCCCUCUUUAGAUUCUGCAGCACCCAACUCCUCUACUGGCUUCCUGUCCCUUCAUGCUGCAGAUACCUUACAGUCCAGCCACAGCAGUAAGGAACCAGCUAGAGGAGAGAAGGAUGGAACAAAAUGUGCUACAUCUAGGGAUCUAACAGGACCAAGGGGCCAGCAGUACGCACUCACAGGGGGAGUGAGAAGCUCUAUGACGGGGACAGGCAGUGGAUCCACAGCUAUAGAGGCAGAGACUGAACCCGGCAGAGGAAGGACAGGACCUGGGGGCAAGGAUGGGCUGGGAGUCUCGGAGCUUAAAGGGCCUGGACCUCCAGAGGACCAGCAUAUAGAAACGAAACACAAUAUUCAGGCCAAGACUGAAGGGAAGAGCAUAGGACUGGGACUGCCUCUGAUGGUGACCGCCCCUGGACAAAUGGACUUGUCAGGUGUCCCUUCCUCAGCCAAAAUGACCACCACUGCCACCAGGGUUCAGAGCACUGCUCAGCUACAUAUUAAACAUUGCGUGACUGGGAAAACCAACACAGUAGCUAAGCAGGUUGUUGCCAAGGCAACCUCCAACAGCAACCCCACCCCUAGCGAUGCCAAUUCACUUCCUCUACCCCUUCCACCUCCUCUCUCUGCUCCCCCUAGUGCCUCUUUCAGUCCCAGGUCCAAGCUCACCCCAGCCCAGCCAGCCUCCUCUCCCCACUCCAAGUUUUCCUGGGUGAAGAGCCAUCAGCCAGGAGGAGUCAGGCCCAACCAGGCCAGAAUAGAGUCCCGGCCCCCAGAAAAUCUAAUCACCUCUGUCACCACCACAGUCUCCCAUUCUGGGGUCCCUAGUAGUUUCUCAUCCAGCCCCAGUUCCAGUAGGAAAGCCUUUGUCCCCAGAAAGAAGGUUCCCCGUAGGCUCAGUUUAUCCACUGCAGUCCCUAAGACCUCCAAGUACACCUGGGUGUCCUCCUCUGCAGGGGCCCAGGCUAGGCUGUCCCGGAAGCCUCUCUCACCCAAAGACCUGGCUCUGGCUCUGCCCCAGAGAGCUACAGAGGGGUUGGUAGCCAAGAAACCAAAAUCCCUAAAUCUUUUAGCCAAGCAACGUAAGGCAGCAGGGGCCUCCUCCUCCACUACCCUCAGUAGUCGCUACUGCUGGAAGGCAGGGCCUGGGGGAGGGGGGCAGACUGGCUCCGGGACAGGGUCCAGAGGUGGGUCUCUGUUCCGCUGGACCUCAGAGAAAGAGAACGGGGCCAAGGGGGGGUCCAGUGUUCCUCCAUCUGUAACUCAACGCACCGCCUCCUCUUCCCCUGGAGGGUUCAAACUCAGGAGCAGGAUGAAGAUCAUCAGGAGGUCAGUUAGCAGUGGGUCUGGGGCAGAACGGAGAUCCAGCCCAGCAGCCAUGACCCUGAUCAGCCGCUACUCUCUGCGCCUUAGGACACACAUUCCGGUCCGGACACAAACUGCAGUGAGGACAUGCACCCUUGUCCAGAGCCCGGGGGGUGUGAAGAGGAGCCCGUCCCUUGAACUGGUCUCAUUUGGCAGACACAAGCUACGACGUCUCUCCCCCAACCCCUCCAGGACAGGUCCCGCCUCUCUGUCCCUGCAUAGCCAAUUGUCUCAGCGGGUUUUCAGGACGCGGUAUAAGAUAGUGACGCGCCUGGGCGGAGCCACCUUGCACACCCCACACUAUAGUAGCCACGCCCUCUCCUGGAGAGCCAAGAGGAUCCAUACGGCCAGGAGUGUGCUCCAGAGUCGUCUGCGUCCCCCCGGUAGUAAUGCCGGGCACCCCCCGGCCCAACACUGGAGAGGCAGAGGGCUGGGCAUGCGCUGGAUUGGCGGAAACCUUUACAGCGUCUCAGCCAAUAAGCUGUCCCGCACUGUGACAACCAGUGCGCCAAUCAACAGGACAGUGCGGUUGUCCAGUCCACAGGAAGUCUCCCACACCACCUCUAGCACUUUCAUCCGGCCCUCCAGCACUCGUUUUGUGGCUAGUCGUGCGGUUCAGAGGAGUCUAGCCAUCAUCAGGCACGCUCGUCAGAAGAAGUCCCAGAAACAGUACUGUAUGUACUACAACCGCUUUGGCAAGUGUAACCGUGGCAAUACCUGCCCCUACAUCCACGAUCCUGAUAAGGUGGCCGUCUGUACCAGGUUCCUGAGGGGUACGUGUAAGCAGACCGGUGGGACCUGUCCAUUCUCCCAUAAGGUGGCCAAGGAGAAGAUGCCUGUGUGUUCGUACUUCCUGAAGGGUAUAUGUAACAACGGUAGCUGUCCCUACAGCCAUGUCUACGUGUCCCGCAAGGCUGCUUUGUGCCAGGACUUCAUCAGGGGGUACUGCCCUCAGGGAGAGAAGUGUAAGAAGAAGCACACCCUGGUGUGUCCAGACUUCUCCAGUGGUGGCUCCUGUCCUCGAGGGGCCCAGUGUAAGCUCCAGCACCGUCAGAGGGCCAAACGCACCGCUCCUAACCCCAACCCCACCACAGGCCCCUCCGCUGCCCCGGCCAAGAAGUCCCGCACCAAGAGGCCUAGCCUGUCAGUGGUCCUACCUGAUGACCAGGCGGCAGAGGGUUCUGCUCAGGCAGAUCCAGGGACACUCUCGUUUUCUUCCUUGGGUCCUCACAAGACCAAGCUCCCGUCGUUCAUCUCCCUCUCCAGCUCCCCCGAAGACACAGACGCCCCGGACAUGCCCCCUGCCGACAGGGCAGAGGUCACAGAGAGAAUACUGCAGAUCAAGCCUCGACUCUAGAACUACAGGAACUAGAAUGGAUACUGCCUGAACACCAAAUGAGCUUUGAAAAUACUACAGAGACGUAUGUAUUGAAUGCUUAUGGAAGCUCUGACGUUUCUCAGACCCAUAUCUGUAUCUGCUCUCAACCACACUCAGGGUCUUUUAAUGUAGCUAAAAGUUUGCUUUAUGGACUCAUUCAUUUCAUACAGCAAUGAUGUUUGUAAUAAAGAUUGUAUUGAUAUUUGAACAUGUUUUGUUUUUUUGUAAAUUGGAGAUUGACGAAUUUGGAAUAAAAUGUAUGUUAUUACUGUA